AUGGGGCCUAGUGCCUGUGCGAGCGACGGCUCGUUUGGCCCUACUGUUGAGGGUUGUCGCGGAGACUUCGAUUUCACGCUCAAAUUUGAAAAUAUUGUUCUCUCGAUCCUCCCGUCGGCUGUGUUUAUUACCCUCUCGAUUCCGAGAGUCAUUUUGCUCGCCCGCAGACCGUCCAUAGUGGGCGGGGCAUUUCUCCAGUCUGUUAAAGUUACAGCGGCUGUGAUUCUCUCGAUAUUAUGGCUUGUCCUUCUGGUUCUGAGCUGUAUCGAGUCACUUACCUUGCCUAUCCUGUCCACCACGGCCAACUCGCUAGAUUUCAUUGCGUCGAUAAGCAUCUCCCUCCUGGCCAUUCUCGAGCAUUCUCGCUCUCUUCGACCGUCAAUUCUACUGAGCGCAUUUCUCUCGCUGACUAUCCUCUUUGAGAUCGCCCGAGUCCGAUCUCUCUGGCUGUUAGCUCAUACUCACUUUGAGUUAAUCUUUGUCAGACUUUUCACUGCGGCGAUUGUUUUGAAGGCUUUUCUGCUUCUGUUGGAAUCCCUGCACCAUCAGAGGCGGUCACAGUGCGACCGGAAGGCACAUAGCCCCGAAGAAACCUCAGGGCUAUACGGGCUUGGCACCUUUCUCUGGCUUCUUCCCCUUGUUAUGUCUGGCUAUAAGAAGACACUGGAUUUAUCAGAUCUUUUUCCUCUCGAACGACGUGUGGCGGUAGAAAACCUACAGAAGACCUUCGCGAAGUAUGCGCAGCGCAGCAGCUUUCACGGAGACCAGAAUGGGUUGGCAAAAGCAGUUGUUCGCACAUUAGCGAUACCCUUUCUUCUGCCAGUUGCGCCUCGACUCGCCCUGGUCGGAUUCACACUUUGUCAAUCCUUUCUCAUUGAGACGAUAUUAAAAUGGCUCACCGAUCCGGACACCGACCUAACAAUCAAGAAGGGGUAUGGCCUGAUUGGUGCGACGGGAUUGGUGUACGCAGGGAUGCCGAUUGUCACUGCCCUCUAUUGGUAUCUCCAUGAACGCGCUUUGUUUAUGCUGCGGGCAUGCUUGGUCUCGGCAAUAUACGAAAGGACAACCCAGAAGCAGAUUUCCGCUCAAGAUGACAAGGCGGCUGUCACAUUGAUGAGCACUGACGUUGAAAGGGUUCAGAUGGGCCUCAUGCAGCUGCAUGAAUUCUGGGCCAAUCCCCUCCAAGUGGCAAUUGUGAGCUGGCUCCUCCAGCGCCAGAUCGGGACAGCCUUUGUAGCGCCUCUGAUUGUUGUCGUUCUCUGCGCCAUCGCAUCUAGUUUCGUGAUGCGAUUUGUUGGCCCGAAGCAAAUGGCUUGGAUGCAGGCAAUUCAAAAGCGAGUCGGGCAUACUUCCACCGUGAUCGGGACCAUGAAACACUUGAGGAUAGCAGGACUGACUCAGCCGGUUGAGGGAUCAAUUCAAAGGUUGCGCAAGGACGAACUCAACGCUGGAGAUAAAUUUCGAACCUUUCUCGUCACCUCUGUGGGCAUUGGAUUUACACCAUUGCUUCUGGGCCCCGUAUUUGCUUUCGCGUUUACCUUUGGCAACUUGGAUCCCACUACCAUCUUCACCUCCCUUGCCUAUCUCCAGCUCCUCUCCGGGCCGUUUUCUACACUCUUUCAAGUCGCCCCGCAGCUGCGUUCGGCUUUUGCAUGUCUGUAUGAUUUUCGCCAACUCGUGUUGCCAUCGCUGGUGAAAAUCACAGCUGGGGGCUUCGGCUGGCAGACCGACGCUUUGACGCUGAAGAACAUCAAUAUUUCAAUAUCCGCAGGUCUGAACAUGGCUUUUGGUCCUGUUGCCUGUGGAAAGAGCACACUUUGUAAAGCAUUGCUAGGAGAGACUCCGAUUGUAUGCGGCGAAGUCUUCGUACGGACCAAGUUUCGCCAAGUCGGAUACUGCGAGCAAAUUCCCUUCCUCCCCAACGCGAGUAUUCGCGACAUCAUUCAAGGCAUUGACGCCUUUGAUGCGGAAAGAUAUGCGAGUAUUAUUGACGCAACAAUGCUUUCUCGCGACUUGCAGUUGCUUCCCCAAGGAGACCAGACCCAGAUCGGUAGCGAGGGACUCGCCCUCAGCGGCGGUCAAAAACGGCGAAUUGCGCUGGCCAGAGCAUUGUAUCUUCAGUGCGAUCUGUUGAUUCUGGACGAUGUUCUCAGCGGACUGGACACCGCGACCGAGGAGCACAUAUUUCGUGCCGUGUUCGGCCCUUCAGGUAUUCUCAAGGCUAGAGGAGCGAUUGUGAUACUCUGCACAACUGCUAUUCGACACCUCCCAGCGGCUGACUUCAUCAUCGCGCUGGGAAAGGACGGUACAAUUGUGGAAAGGGGACUUUACAACGAGCUUGUCGCAAAUCGCCACGCUCUCCGCGGUCUCGAUUCGCAGGCCGCCGCCAGCGAAAUAUCUCCUCCACCAUCCACAUCAACAGUCUCAUCGCCACCCACACUCCAAUCUCCAACUGCUGGUCAGAAAGCACUCAGUACUAAGCUCAAAGUCAACGAAUCGAGCAGAACUAUGGGUGAUACUACUGUUUUUGCCUAUUACUGCCGAAGCAUUGGCCCUGUCCUGCUCGUUAGCUUUGCUGCAUUUGGCAUGUUUUGUGGGUUUCUCUUCAACUUCCCCACGAUCUGGGUAAGCUAUUGGAGCACCGAUGCCUUCAGCCAAUCCAAGUCUUUCUAUAUGGGGAUAUACGCCCUCCUACAAUGUCUGGCCCUGACCAGCGUUCUGAGCGAGGCAGCCAUCGGUAUGCUGACCAUCAUCCGCACGGCUGGAUCGCGUCUGCACGAUGCAGCGUUGCGAACAGUUAUUUCCACCCCCUGGUCCACCUUAUCACAGACCGACACUGGUAUAAUCACCAACCUCUUCUCGCAGGAUUUGAACCUGAUCGAUGGUGAACUUGCGCAGGCAUUGAUCAACACCUCCCUGCAGCUCUGGAUCGCGAUCGGAGGGGCCGCGGUGAUCGCCAUCUCCUCGCCCUACAUCAUAGCCGCCUACCCCUUCAUCCUGGCACUCCUCUACGCGAUCCAACGAUUCUACCUUCGCACAUCCCGCCAGCUCCGCCUCUUAGAUCUGGAAGCCAAGAGCCCGCUCUACACGCACCAUCUCAACACGAUCAAUGGCGCAGCCACUCUCCGAGCUUUCGACUGGAUCAAGCACUCAAUUUCUGUGAACAACACUUUGCUCAACACCUCCCAACGCCCAGCCUAUCUCUUGAAUAUGAUCCAGCGAUGGCUGUCCUUUGUCCUCGACAUCGUCGUCGCCGUGCUAUCCGUGCUCAUCGUGACCCUGACCACUCAGCUUCGUACCAGCCCCGGCUUCACCGGCGCCAGCUUAGUCUCCCUCAUGAGCUUUGGUAAGACGCUGGCUGGCCUGGUGCGGAUGUACACUGUCCUUGAGACAUCUAUUGGUGCUGUAGCGCGUAUUAAAGCGUUCGGCGAUGAAACUGGCCCCCGCGAGGAGAAUCGGCCACUUGGGGAGGCGGAUGAUAGCGUGGGACUCCAUGCGACCUGGCCUGAUAGGGGUAGAAUUACUGUCCAGCAUGUUUCUGCUUUGUAUAGCGGUGAAUCAAUGAGUGCAACUGUGGACAAUUCACAGGACCUGGCCCUUCGAGAUCUUACAUUCUCAGUUGAAGCUGGACAGAAAGUGGCUAUUUGUGGGAGAACCGGAAGCGGUAAAUCAUCCGUGAUUCUCCUCUUGCUUCGUCUUCUGGACCCAGUCCAGUCGUCGUCCAAUACCAACAGGAACACGAUACUAACGAUUGACGGUAUACCCCUGCAAACAAUCGACCACUCCACUCUGCGUCGACGUCUCAUCGCCGUCCCACAAGACGCCACCUUCUUCCCAGCCGGGACCUCCUUCCGGACGAACCUCGACCCAUUUUCCGAGGCAACUGACGCUGAAUGCCAGGCGGUCCUGGAGCGGACAGGUCUCUGGACCCUAGUGACUGCGCGCGGGGGGCUCAGCGCGGCGCUGACGCCUGACACGCUAAGCCACGGGCAGAAGCAGCUGUGGAGCCUGGCACGCGCCGUGCUGCGGCGCCGUCUGCGUGACGGUGCGAGGGAGCAACAGAUCGUGGAUAAUCUCGCUUCUGCAAAAUCAAGAUCGGUAUCAGUGUCAAUAGAUUCCCCUCGCGUGCCAACCGGCGGGGUUUUGCUCCUUGAUGAAGUCGAUAGUGGGGUGGAUGUGGAGACGCAGAGGAUGAUGCAUGAUCUCAUCUGGAGUGAGUUUGAAGGGUAUACGGUUGUUAUGGUGGGGCAUCGGUUGGACAUGGUGGAGGAGUUCGAUAAAGUGUUGGUGAUGGAUGCGGGUCGGCUGGUGGAGGAGGGGUCGCCGAGGGAGUUGAUUGACAUUCCUGGGGGGUGGCUUAGGGGGCUGUGGAUGGUUGGGAGAGGGUGA
This is a messenger RNA of Aspergillus heteromorphus CBS 117.55, 4389 nucleotides long. Its product is annotated as ABC transporter. Gene Ontology annotation, biological process: transmembrane transport. Gene Ontology annotation, cellular component: membrane. The transcript has 7 exons. Bases 1 to 4389 code for a protein of 1462 amino acids. Lineage: Eukaryota; Fungi; Ascomycota; Eurotiomycetes; Eurotiales; Aspergillaceae. Gene Ontology annotation, molecular function: ABC-type transporter activity; ATP hydrolysis activity; ATP binding. The record is from RefSeq and is a predicted model, not a curated record.